Trichoderma reesei QM6a is the source of this 1194-nucleotide messenger RNA. RefSeq lists its product as uncharacterized. NCBI's taxonomy places the organism in Eukaryota, Fungi, Ascomycota, Sordariomycetes, Hypocreales, Hypocreaceae. The coding region runs from base 1 to 1194 and encodes 397 amino acids. The transcript is spliced from 3 exons. The record is from RefSeq and is a predicted model, not a curated record.
AUGUUGUGGUUCUGGUUCCGAAUAGUGGCAUUUGCGGUGGUCCUAUUCGGCAGACACGUGCUGGGAGAACCAGACUUACGGCCCGGGAUGGUAAUCCCCUCCCGGGCCUUUGUGUCGAUAUGGACGUCUACCAUUACUUAUAUGCGAUACGAUGGGAUCCUUACGACGGCGACUGAAAUUUCCAGGAUCUCGGAUGUUGACAUUGCGACGACGACUGAGGCGUCGACUGCUACCUCGGAUUCCGCUGAGACUGAGACCGAGACUGAGGCUUCUUCGUCCAUGACAUCAACUUCAUCCUCCGCACCUCCUGCGGGAUCUCCAGCUUUCUUCACGCUGCCUAUUAUUCGAGUAACAAUCACCCAGACAAUAUCGACUUUGCCAACUUUGUCGACUUCGCCAGCCCUUUCAACUUUGUCGACUUCGUCCACCUUUUCCAUUUCAUCAAUUCGGUCCAGCCCUUCAACUUUGUCCACUUCUUCAACGUCCACAGCCCCAGAUGCCACACAAGCCGAGUACCACGCUGCUUCCCCAGCACCCCAAUCUACACAUAUAAGUGCCGCGCAAAUCGCCGGUAUUGCCAUUGGCAGCGGUGCCUUCUUCUGUCUCGUGGCGGCACUCUUCUUUUUCUUUGGAAGACGCGAUGGAGGACGUUUUGCACAUGACAGGGGGCAUCGCCGUUUUUCCAUGAGGAGUGUUGGUGCCGGGUUAGGAACUGUAUUCGGGACGAUUUGGGGCAAGGAGAAGCCUGAUGCCAAGCAGCAGCAGCGCAUGGAGACGGCUCAGGGCCCUGCUGAGCUCCCGGCUGAACCUGCGGUUGAACUUCCUGCUGAUAUUCCUGAUACUGUGGAGUCUUUGGGUGAAAAGCAAGGGCAUUAUACAUUGAUGGGAAGAGAGACUGGUGGUUUUCAACUCCCUGUUGUGAAAGAGUUGGAUGGGACUAGUGUGGCAUCACACAAACCAAAGUCUCCGUCUUUGGAACAGCAAGCGGAACGACAGUUUCAGCAGCAGCGUCAAUCACCGCAACGAAGUCAAGAAGCCGAAAUCUUGCCUUCGCCAGACAUGCCUGGCGAGAAUGCUUUGUUGACGACGUUGCCAAGAUAUGAGGAGCUUGAUCGUGAGGCAAGGUCUCGCCGGUCUUCGUGGGCUGCCCCGGAGAGUGCGCAUGGUCCGGACAAGUCUUGGUAUGAGAGCUGA